Molecule: messenger RNA, 2032 nt
Organism: Brassica rapa (field mustard)
Lineage: Eukaryota; Viridiplantae; Streptophyta; Magnoliopsida; Brassicales; Brassicaceae
Product: protein S-acyltransferase 24
Biological process (GO): protein palmitoylation
Cellular component (GO): Golgi membrane
Molecular function (GO): palmitoyltransferase activity; protein binding
Source: RefSeq, a predicted model, not a curated record
AUGUCGUCGGAGAUUGAGGUGGUGGAAGAAGUCGAAUCGAAUAAUGUCGAAUCGAGUUCAAAGCCGGUUGAAGACGAGAGCUUGAAGAACGAUGUGUACACUGCAUCGGCUUACGGCGAUUUGGAGAAGCUUCAUAGAUUGGUGGAGUGUGAGGGUUGCUCUGUCUCCGAGCCCGAUGGGCUUGGGUAUUAUGCUCUUCAGUGGUCUGCGUUGAACAAUCGUAGUGCUGUUGCUCAGUACAUUAUCGAGCACGGUGGAGAUAUUAACGCGACGGAUCAUACGGGACAGACUGCAUUGCAUUGGAGUGCUGUUCGUGGUGCGGUGCAAGUUGCUGAACUCUUGCUGCAAGAGGGUGCAAGGGUAGAUGCUACGGAUAUGUAUGGAUAUCAGCCAACACAUGUUGCAGCACAGUAUGGCCAGACUGCUUUUCUUUGCCACGUCGUCUCAAAGUGGAAUGCUGAUCCUGAUGUCCCCGAUAAUGACGGAAGAAGCCCAUUGCACUGGGCUGCAUAUAAAGGCUUUGCAGAUUCCAUUCGCCUUCUUUUAUUUUUGGACGCAUAUAGAGGACGGCAGGACAAAGAAGGUUGCACUCCUUUGCAUUGGGCUGCCAUUCGAGGUAAUUUGGAAGCUUGCACUGUAUUGGUUCAGGCUGGGAAGAAAGAGGAUUUGAUUAUUACUGACAAUACCGGGCUUACCCCCGCACAACUUGCUGCUGAAAAGAAUCACCGACAAGUUUCGUUUUUCCUUGGCAAUGCUAGAAGGCUGCUUGAAAAGCGGUGUGACGGAAGCACUCCCCUCGGAAAAUUGUCAAAGUUGGGACUUGCUCCAGUUCUUUGGUUCAUGAUCCUGCUGCUUCUUCUCAUAUAUACUAAUUCUGUUAUUUUGGCAUCCAAUCUGCCAAAGCUAACAACUGGGAUUGGUUCGAUUGCGUGGCUGGGAUUCUUCCUUGCAACAGCAGGGCUAGCCUUGUUUUACCGCUGUAGCAAAAAGGAUCCAGGUUACAUCAGAAUGAACAGACAUGAUCCGCAGACCAUGAAAGACGAUGAACCACUGUUGAAAAUAGAGCUAAACAACCCUGCUUUGCUUUCUGGGAAUUGGACGCAGCUGUGUGCAACGUGCAAGAUAAUCAGACCUCUUCGAGCUAAGCACUGCUCCACCUGUGAUCGUUGCGUAGAGCAAUUUGACCACCAUUGUCCUUGGGUUUCAAACUGUGUCGGAAAAAAAAACAAGUGGGACUUUUUUCUAUUUCUUCUACUUGAAGUUCUAGCGAUGCUGAUAACUGGUGGCGUCACUCUUGCAAGAGUCUUGAGUGACCCUUCAGCUCCAUCUUCGUUUGGAGCAUUGGUGAGCCAUGUCGCUAGUAAUCACGUGGGUGCAUUAUCCUUUCUGGUUAUUGAGUUCUGCCUCUUCUUUUCAGUUGCAGUCUUAACAAUCGUACAAGCGUCUCAGAUAUCGAGAAAUAUAACCACAAACGAAAUGGCUAAUGCGCUGCGCUACAGCUACCUAAGAGGUCCUGGAGGUCGCUUCAGGAAUCCUUAUGAUCACGGUUGCAGAAGAAACUGCUCUGACUUCUUGGUGAAAGGUUAUAACGAAGAUAUUGAGUGUCAUGAAGAAGACACAACACCGAGACAAGAGGGUAUUAGCAUGAUGCAGAUGCAGAGGAGUUCUAAUCUUCAGAAUGGCAAUGGCCACGUUGCUAUCGAUGUUAACCCGGUACAUAAUUCGCAGUCAGCACAUGUUCAUUCUUCAAACUGCAGCCAUAGCCACAGCAGUAAGUCAAAAAGUGAUAGCGUUCCUUUAGGACUGGGACUUGGUAUUGGCCGGAACCCAACCCGACCUGUUGUACCUCCAUGAUAUGGUCGUCUUCCAACUGUGCAUUUGUGUUGUAAGAAACACGUGUCCUCUUGUCUGAGUCAUUAUAACAUCCCAUUUCUAGUGAAGAUAGUUGUUUAGCAGAAAAGGUUGUACGUUAUAUUUUCUAAGUUGAGGUAUGAAAGUUUGAACCACAAGUAUCAAUCAUUGCUUUUUCAAA